GCCAUUUUGACUAACUGAGACUGUGUGGAAAUUUGGAAUUUAUUCUGGAAAUUACCGUUAUUUUAGUUUAGCCAAUGGGCACUUUUUCAUCUUAUUAGUGACUUAAUGUGUUUUGUGUAAUACAGUUUGGUCAGUGUGUGUUAAAAUAGCGUCUAAAAAUGAAAAAUCGUGGGUGAUUUACUUUUGGAUCAUUGUGUGAGUUCCGUCGGAAGAUGGAGAGAGGUACUGUGUAGGCUCAUCCGCCAGUUUGUGGCUUCAUUAAGCCCCAUCGUUGACUGUGGAUAAUUAAUAUGUGCCUUGAAGGAUGGAUUAAACAUCGAACUAUUGGCACAGUAGUAAUCAAGGAUCCAUUAUGUGGUCAAGUUUAUAAUGAGCCAUGUGUAGCCGUUUCAAAUUCUGUUAAAUACGAUACUGUGUAGGCAAGUAGGCACGGCUUGGUAAACAGGGAGAUAUGGCCGAUCAUCUCGUCGAUGGGCCGCCAAGCAAGCGGCAGAAAAUGACUGAUCCAUUCCAAGGAACCUCGGAUUCUUCAGUGCCGAUGGCGCCUUUAAUGAUGCACUUCAACUUGGCUCCAACUCUGGGGAACAAUGGUGGAGGGGGCAAACAGCAACAACUACUCCAACUCCAACAACAAUGGAACCCACAGAAGAGAAACCAGUUUACCAACAUGGAUAUGUUUGACCUGGAAAAUGAUCUUCCGGAUGAACUGAUGACGUCAGGGUCAUGGGGUAGUGCAGUGGAACCAACAGCAAGUAGCAAGCCUCCUGCCACAGGACCAGGGCCUGGGCCUGGCCCAGGCCAGCCACCACAGAAUCAGCAGCAACCUCAGCCUGGUGCAGGUGGACCAGGUCUUCAGAAUGGUGCUGUGGACCAACAGCAGCAACAGCCACAGCAACCUGAUCCUCAGCGCCAGCAACAGCAGCAUGUAACGCAGCAACAACUCUCCCAUCAUCUCAUGCAGCAGCAGGGCAACAAGAAUCUAGUAGCAAACUCUUUGGUAUUGACAGCUGGAGGAUUAGGCAGCAAAAGUCCGAGCUUGCAAUCACCACCAAAUGUUUCAGUGAGCAAGAGUGGGGUAGUUGUGGGUGAUCCAAUUGUAGGGAGCCUUCUUCCAAGUAGUAUUGCAAGUUCUCUAGCUAACAACCCAGCUGGAGCCAGUGGUACCAUGACCAUGUCCUCAAUUCCCAACAGCGUCCAGGGUGUUGGACUACCAUCAUCUAUGGUUAGUACAAUGAGCAUGGCUAGUAUUAGUAAUUCAACAGUGGCCAUGAGUAGCCUGCCUAGUAAUGGAGGGAUGGUCAUGACAAGUAGCCCAAUGAAUCCUAUCGGAGGAGGUGGGGGUAUGGUUGGAGGAGGUAGUCUAGUGACCAAUACACUCAACAAGCAGCCCCUCACAGCAGUACCAACUUUGAUGGGAGGGAAUGCCUCUGGUGGUGGUGGCAGCAUGCAUCAUUCAGUGCAGCAUAGUGUGGCGCAGCAAGGUAUGCAAAAUGGACCCUUGGCCACACGUGCAGCAGUUGUGGCAGCUGCGGCCCUACAGCAGCAGCAGCAGCAACAAGGACAUCUGGUUGCCCGAGGCCAGUCACCUCAUCAGGUCCAUACUGUAGGCAUCAGUGUGGGGCAGCGCAUGCAGGCACCUAACAUGACCUCUGUGGCUCAGAUGGGUCAAUCCAUGAGUGCAGGGAGUCCCUAUAGCUAUGUUCCUCCAGGAGGAGGCUCAGCUGGACCACAAGGGGUUAAUGUGGGGGUUGCAGUGGUUGCCCCACAGCCGCGGGUAGUUGGAAAUAUGCCUCCUCUUCAACAGGCGAGAUUUGGAGCCGCAGCAGGAACUCUGGGAGGCUCUUCAGUUGGAGUAGGUGGAAACGAAGGUGGGAUGGCACAACAAGCCACCCCUCCAGCACCUUCCCCAGCUCAGCCACAGUCUGGUGCACCAAGUGGUGGUCAACCUGGCCCCCAGGCAGCAACUCAAGGGGGAACCCCAGGAGGAGCACAAGGCGGGGCUCCGACAACUGCGACGUCAACUGCGGACCCUGAGAAGAGGAAGUUAAUCCAGCAGCAACUGGUGCUACUUCUGCAUGCACAUAAGUGUCAGCGCAGGGAAAGUCAGUCCAAUGGGGAGGUAUGGCAGUGUACACUACCACAUUGUAAAACAAUGAAAAAUGUUUUAAACCACAUGACAACGUGCCAAGCAGGGAAGUCCUGUUCAGUUCCACACUGUUCCUCAUCUCGACAGAUCAUCUCACACUGGAAACAUUGCACACGGACUGACUGCCCUGUAUGUCUGCCACUGAAGCAGGCUGACAAGAACCGCAACAACCCCAGUGUACCAAGUCAAGCACCAAAUAGCCAGCCGAACCCUUCUCCCUCAGAUAUGAGGCGAGCAUAUGAAGCCCUUGGGAUUCCGUCACCCAACCCUGGGGCUCCAGGUCUGUUACCACCAGCAGCAGGUGGGGUGAACCGCCCGCACCGCUUGACAGGGAUUUCUGUUGGUCCGCUUCCUCCCAAUUCGACCGCUGGGCCAGGAGGCAGCGUACGAGUUCUUCCACCUCCACACCCGCAAGGGCAGCCCCAAACAUCAGUUGUUUCUGCAGGCUCACAGCAGCAGGUACCUCCCAAUGUUUCUCUACCCCUUGGGAGUGAUCCUGGAGGAAAUCCCAGUCAGUCUGCAGGACAGCAAGGACCAGCAUCAUCUGCAGCACAGGCAGCGGCAAACAUCCAACAAACAGUUUCCCAAAUAUUCGGUGGCUUGUCUGCCGAUCCGCAGGGAGGCAGUUUGGGCAUCGAUAACCGGUUGACUAGUCUGCAGCUUCCUGGAGGUCUGCAACCUGGUCAGGUGACAGCCACACCAGUUCAGGGAACAAAGGAGUGGCACCAGUCUGUUACUCCAGAUCUUCGUAAUCAUCUUGUACAUAAAUUGGUUCAAGCAAUCUUCCCAACACCGGAUCCUCAAGCAAUGCUUGAUAAGAGAAUGCACAAUCUUGUUGCAUAUGCUCGUAAAGUUGAAGGGGAUAUGUAUGAAAUGGCUAAUUCAAGGUCUGAAUACUAUCACCUUCUAGCAGAGAAGAUUUACAAAAUCCAGAAGGAACUGGAGGAAAAGAGACAGAAGCGCAAAGAACAGCAACUACAGCAGCAGCAACAACAGCAACAACAGCAGCAGCAAGUUCAGCAGCAGCCACCACCACAGAUGAGGUCUGGAGUUCCUGGCACUGUUCCCACACGUACCGUUGGUACUGCUCCACCAAAUAUGCAGGCAACACCUCAGUCAGGCCUUCCUGGUCACUCUCCAGGCAUGAGCCAUGUACUUCCUGGCCUGGGUCCACAGCAAAACCGCAUGCAAUUCCCACCUCAACCAGGCCAGCAGCAGCCACAGCAGCAACAGCAGCAUUUAGUAGUGGGUCCACCUGGACCCAGCCCAAAUAGUACUUCCAGUACACCCCAAGGCCCUCCAGGUAGCAUGGUGACUGUGUCUGGUCCAGGACUGUCACCUUUUGGCCAGCCAAUGUCUCAAGGUCCUCCACCCAACAUGACAAUGGCAUCUGCCACAACCGCAACUAAUGUGGCAGCAGCCAGUCAGUAUGCCACCAACAAUGGUGUGGGGACUGCAGGAAGUGGCGGUGCUAGUGGUGGCGGGGUCCCAAGCAGCCCAGCUGCUCCUAGUCAGCAACAGCAGCAGCACCAGUUCCCAGAUAUGAUGAAGGCUCGCCUUGCUGUUGCGGCUGCAGCUGCGAACUCAAGUACUGUACAGACGCAGGCUCAGUCUGCUGCAUCACCAUUUGGUCUUCAAAACCAGUUUCCUCCAACUUCAACUUCGACAACAGUUGCCGGUAAUAGAGUUCCUCUUCCUCCCCCGGUCUCCACGCCCAAUUCCUCUGCUUUGUCAACUUCCGAUGUACAGAUCACCUCUUCACUCUCUUCCCAAGUUUCAACAUCUGCCUCCAUAUCGACCACAGGUGGACCUUCUCCUUCAGCAAAUGUAACAAGUGGUAACCUCCCCCAAUCUAAUUCAGCCACAGCAUCUGUCACAACACCAUCAUUAGUUCCUUCUAGUUUGUUACAAAAGCCAGUGGCUACAGUACCUGGGACAACAGUUGCAACACAGCAACAAUCAUCCAUGCAGAGCAGUCUAGCAUCCGCAACAGCCAACUCCACUUCAACAGCAUCCGCCACUAUGAAUCAUCAGCAACAUUUGGCAAGUUUGGGCAAGGGCAUGUCCAGUGCAGAACGAGCCAGUUUGGUGAGGACUAACUCGUCCAGCAUGUCAAGUCAAAUGGCAGCCAUUAAUGCAGCUCUUAAUCAGAUCAUAAAGGAAGAGCCUAUGACUCCAAUGUCAACAUCCAGUAUAGGUGAAGGAGUCAGUACUAGUGCAGAUGUAAAACCACCCAUUCCGGAACCCAUCCAAUCUGCUGCAGGAGGUGAUAAAAAGAAAAAGUGCUUGUUCAAACCAGAUGAGCUGCGGCAGGCCUUAAUGCCUACGCUCGAGAAAUUGUAUCGUCAAGAUCCUGAGUCUCUUCCCUUCCGGCAGCCUGUUGAUCCCCAAGCACUUGGUAUCCCAGACUAUUUUGACAUUGUGAAAAAAGCGAUGGAUCUUUCAACGGUGAAACGGAAACUAGACACAGGCCAGUAUUCUGAUCCUUGGGAAUAUGUCGAUGAUGUCUGGCUUAUGUUUGAUAAUGCCUGGCUCUACAACCGCAAAACCUCACGAGUGUAUAGAUAUUGUACCAAGCUGUCCGAAGUUUUUGAACAGGAGAUUGAUCCUGUAAUGCAGUCAUUGGGUUACUGCUGUGGCCGCAAGUACACAUUCAAUCCUCAAGUGUUGUGUUGCUACGGGAAACAGUUGUGCACUAUUCCAAGAGAUGCCAAGUACUACAGUUUCCAAAACAGAUAUACCUUCUGUCAGAAAUGUUUCAACGACAUCCCAGGGGACACGGUUACACUCGGGGAUGAUCCCACACAGCCUCAGACGGCAAUAAAGAAGGACCAAUUUAAGGAGAUGAAAAAUGAUCAUCUGGAAUUGGAACCAUUUGUAGAGUGUCAAGACUGUGGAAGGAAACUUCAUCAAAUCUGUGUUCUUCACAUGGAGUCUAUUUGGCCUCAGGGAUUUGUGUGUGAUAAUUGCUUGAAGAAGAGAGGUGCAAAAAGAAAAGAGAACAAAUUCAAUGCAAAACGGUUACCCAUAACAAAACUUGGGACGUAUAUUGAAACACGAGUCAAUAACUUCCUUAAGAAGAAAGAGGCAGGUGCUGGCGAAGUGGCAAUUCGGGUUGUUGCCAGUUCUGACAAGAUCGUGGAAGUGAAGCCUGGCAUGAGAAACAGGUUUGUGGAGCCCGGUGACCUGCCAGAACAGUUCCCGUAUCGAGCAAAGGCACUCUUCGCAUUCGAGGAGGUGGAUGGUACUGAUGUGUGUUUUUUUGGAAUGCAUGUCCAAGAAUAUGGGUCCGAGUGCCCUUGUCCAAACACUCGCCGCGUGUACAUAGCUUAUCUGGACUCGGUGCACUUCUUCCGCCCUCGACAGUUUCGUACUGCUGUCUACCAUGAGAUUCUUCUGGGUUAUCUCGACUAUGUUAAGCAGUUAGGGUAUACGAUGGCACACAUCUGGGCAUGUCCCCCCUCGGAAGGAGAUGACUAUAUCUUCCACUGCCACCCUGCUGAGCAGAAGAUUCCUAAGCCGAAACGGCUACAGGAAUGGUACAAAAAGAUGCUUGACAAAGGCAUCAUCGAGAGGAUAGUUCUUGAUUACAAGGAUAUUCUCAAACAAGCGGUGGAGGAUAAGUUAAGCUCCGCAGCGGAACUUCCAUAUUUCGAAGGUGACUUUUGGCCCAAUGUCCUUGAAGAGAGCAUCAAAGAGUUGGACCAGGAGGAGGAAGAAAAGAGGAAGCAAGCAGAGGCAGCUGAGGCAGCUGCUGCUGCAGCCAAUAUCUUUUCGCUUCAGGAAGAAAGUGAAGCAGGGCCUGAUGGUAAAAAGAAUUGCCAGAAAAAAGCGAAGAAGUCAAACAAGUCAAAAGCAAAUCAGCGUAAAAAUAGUAAAAAGUCCAACACUCCUCAGACAGGCAAUGAUCUCUCAGCAAAGAUUUUUGCUACAAUGGAGAAGCACAAAGAAGUAUUUUUUGUGAUAAGGCUUCACUCAGCGCAGUCGGCUGCCAGCUUAGCGCCAAUUCAAGAUCCAGAUCCAUUCAUCAAUUGUGACCUGAUGGAUGGGCGUGAUGCGUUCCUAACAAUGGCACGUGAACGUCACUACGAAUUCUCAUCACUGCGGCGAGCCAAAUUUUCAUCUAUGUCGAUGCUGUAUGAACUCCAUAACCAAGGCCAGGACAGGUUCGUCUACACCUGUAACAAUUGUAAGGGCCAUGUGGAGACACGGUACCACUGCACAGUCUGUGAUGAUUUCGAUCUCUGUGUGCAGUGCUAUGAAAAGGAUGGUCAUCCACAUAAAAUGGAGAAGCUGGGACUAGAUUUGGAUGAUGGUUCAUCCCCAUCAGAUCAGAAACAGGCUAAUCCUCAGGAAGCAAGAAAGCUGUCAAUUCAACGCUGCAUACAGUCCCUGGUGCAUGCUUGUCAGUGCCGUGAUGCUAAUUGUCGCUUACCGAGCUGUCAGAAAAUGAAACGUGUUGUUCAGCACACAAAGAUCUGCAAACGAAAAACAAAUGGAGGUUGUCCAAUCUGCAAGCAACUCAUUGCCCUCUGUUGUUACCAUGCCAAGCAUUGCCAAGAAACAAAAUGUCCUGUGCCAUUCUGCUUGAAUAUCAAGCAUAAACUAAAACAGCAGCAACUGCAACAGAGGUUACAGCAAGCUCAGCUGUUAAGACGCCGCAUGGCAGUAAUGAACACACGGUCCAAUGUGCCAUCUGGUGCUCUGCCAGGCAACUCAAAUACAGGAGGACCAGGAGGUGUCCUGGCAGGUGGGGCAGUGGGACAGACUGGAGUAAUGAGUGGCCAGCCAGGUGUAGGCAACAUGGUGAGCCUCCAGACCCCGCACCAACCUGCUGGCAGCAAACCUGGCACGCAGACACCGCCUGCCAAUGUACUGCAAGUUGUUAAGCAGGUUCAGGAGGAAGCAGCGAGACAGCAAGCUCCUCACACUGGAUAUUCUGGCAAAGUCACUCCUUUGGGAGCCAUUGGAGGACAGUCUCAGGUGAUGCCACCCCCACAGAUGCAGCGACCACCAGUGGGUCCCAUUGGCCCGUCAAAUCCGCAUUUAAUUCCAACCAUAGACCAGUGGAGGUAUGUUCCAAAUGCAACACUGCAGAACACGGGCAUGCGUCAGACUACACCACAAGCAAUUCAGCAGCAGCAGCAGCAGCAACCACCACCACACCUUCAACCCACCCAGCCAAGCAUGUUAACAGGCAGUCACAUCAGUGGACCAAUCCCUCCCAUCAGUAUCCGCCCACCGCCAACUAGUGGGGGCAGCAUGCCUGGAGCUGCAGGACCUGCCCUGCAGAAACAGGCACUUCAGCAGCUCCUUCAGACGCUCAAAUCACCUAAUACACCAGAACAACAGCAACAGAUCCUUCAGAUAUUAAAAAGCAACCCUCAGCUCAUGGCUGCAUUCAUCAAGCAACGUCAGGUAUACCAGAAUCAACAGCAGCAAACUAUCCAGCAGCAAGGCCAGGCAGGAGGUGGACACCAGCAGCAGCUCCAGCACAUGAUGUCCCCCCAGCAGCAACAGCUGCAGCAGCAGCAGCAGCAACAACAACAACAACAACAACAACAGCAGCAGCAGCAGCAAGGUCGCAUGCAGAUGCAGGCCAUGCUUAAUCAGCAGCAGCAACAGCAGCAGGGUUCUGUGCUGCCACAGCAAGGCCAGCAGAUGAUGCCACACCAGCAGUGGUACAAGCAGCAGCUGCUCAGCAUGCAGCAGCGACAGCAGCAGCAACAACAGCAACAACAACAACAACAACAACCUGGUCCAUUCCAGCAGCCGCCUGCUCCACCAUAUGUUCAGCAACAGAGACUUCCAACAGGCAGGCAGCAACAGCAACAGCAAGGGCAUCUUGUCAGUUACUCUAGUGUUGGUUUUGAGCCUACACAGUAUGUACAGCAGCCGGGUACAGUGGUGACACAGCAAGUGUUGCAGCAGCAGCAACCUGGACUGAAACCAACGCCACCACCUGUCCCAUCACCCCAGGGGGCAGGUGCAGGAGCCAUGAUGAUGGGCCCCCCUCCUGGAACAGGCACGGCUGCUGGCAUAUCCGUGCAGCAGCAGCAGCAAUUAAUGCAGGCUGUGAGAUCCCCUCCUCCCAUUCGGUCACCUCAGCCCAAUCCGUCGCCGAGGCCUGUACCUUCUCCACGCAACCAGCCUGUACCCUCCCCGCGUGGUGGUGCAGGACCUGUUCCAUCCCCACACCAUCAUCCCCCACCCCCACAUGUGACACCUACUCAUUCUCCUGCGCAUCACCCACCUGACUUGGGCAGUAGUAGUGAAAUGAUGCUCUCACAGCUGUCAGGAGGUGGUGGAGGACAGCAACAUGGAGCAGGGGCAGGUAUGCCUCACCACCCCUCCCCUGCAGGUGCCCCACCUGGAUCAGCGGGAUCUAGUGGUCAGGGGCCCACAUCUGGGGGAGGUGAUCCCAGUGAUAUGACUCCUCAGGACAAGCUUUCCAAAUACGUGGAACAUUUGUAGUAGUGGAGGUGUGUAUGUAUAUCUAAGUACUUAAAUUAUGGGAAUUUUUUAUGUGAAUAAUUCAGUACCUAUUUUCCUCAUUGCAGUUUUGUGCAGUGUUGGAAAUUGAGGUGUGUCAUUUAAUAUAAAAGUAUUAAGAGAUGAAGAGAGGGGAAGCCUCUGUACAAAUUUUGUGUGGUGUGGAAACAAACUUCUAAAUAUUGUGUUCAAGGAAAAUUGUAAAAUUGACUUCAUUUGUAAUCCAGUUAUGAACUUGUUUCCCUCCUGCGUCUCUUUAUCUCGUGUGUUGAAUGUUCAUAUAUUUCAAGUGGUUUGGAGGAGACAUUUAGGUGUGUGGUUGAGUAGAUUACCAUAUUGAUUGAGACGACUUACACUGCCGAAACCUUUUCUUCUUGUCUUCUACUGUGACGGUGACAUAACACCUUUGUCACCAUCUACAUCGCCACCACUACCGCUACUAUCACUCUUUACUUUUUUCUGCUAUUAUCCUCACCGUUAUGAUGACAACAGCUACUGUUACUUGUAUUACUGCUACUGUGUCACUACCUUUUUCAUGUAAAUAGAUGUGCAAAUGAUGCCAGUACCACUGAACAUGCAAGGUGCCACUUACGGAUGGGUGGGCCAGGGGAGAACUGACAGAAGAAGUUUAGUAUCAAGGGAGGAGAAGCUGAUUAACAACAAUCCAAGUAUUUGGCUUAGCAAGGCUGUGUAUUUUGUGCAGACUUUGUGCAAAGUAGUGGUGAACGACUAUAAAUUAAAAGGAAAUAAAAUAUGUUGUAUAUGAAAACUAAAAAAUAAUAGUGGUGCAUCAGUUGACGUGCUGUUUGUUAAUUUUAUUUUACAAAAUGUAACUCCAUAUACGAGACUAAGCGAAAUGAACGUUCGUACAAUGGAAACAUUUAAGUGAAUAGCUAAAAAUGAAGUAAUGUUCAUUACAUAAGGGAUAAUAGAACCAAUCAUUGUUAGCAUUACAAACUCAAUGGAAUGCAACAUUGAAAUUAUUUCUUAUAAACUCAGUGUGCUCUUUUCUUUAAAGGUACACCUUGUUUACAUUUAUCAUAAUUUGAAGAGGAGAGACAAGCAUUUGUAUAGUUAGUUGAUAAUUAGCUUUGGAAGUUCAAAGUUGUAUUGUAGGAUGUAGAAUUUUCCCCUCCCAGCCCCCUUGUCCAAGGUAUUGUAAUUUUUUUAACCAAGGCUGACAACCCAUACUCAUGAGAGUGACCUGUAGGUAGGUAGCUUCAGUGAUUUUUUUUUAAACGAUCAAUGACAUUGAUUCAGUCCAAGGUUACAGUUUUAAUCAAACCUUCCCUUCCCUUCAUCUGCCCUUAUAAUGAGAGUGUAAAUUCAAGUGCUGAAAGGAGAGAUGUUUGGAAAUGUAAAGUACUCAUGGUUAUUUAGAAAUAAUUUUUUUACCCCCUUACCUAUGAGUAAGCUACACAAGCUAUUUGAAUAUGAAAAAUAUAUAUACACACACAAAGGAAUCAGUGAUGGUUUUUCUUAACAUUGUAAAACUUAAAAAAUAUGUCUUGCACUUUUUGGUUUCCUGUAUGAAGUAAUAUAAUUAAUUAAUACUAUAUAUGAAAGAUCUCAAGUACUUGUAAACUUUUUUAUGAAGCUGAAGAAAGGAAUUAUUAUUAUUAUUAUUACUCUUUUUGCAUAUUCUUUUUUUCUCGGUGGGGCAAGGUUGUGAUGUGUAGCAGGUGGUUUUAUUGGGACAAAAGAUGAUUUUGGCAAUUUCAAUAAGAAAAAAAAAAAGUUAUUCUGUAAAUGAAUGAAUCAGGUUUCAUUGAAAUGGCAAGCAGCAGGCACUGUGCAUGAAUCAAACACACUGGCACCCUUACUGUUGCUCUGCGUUAGUAUCUGGUGUGCAGUGUAUUACAUGUAAGGUGUAACUUGGAAUGCAAACAUUAUGAAAAUUGUCAUGGUCUGAACCAUGAAAAUGUGCAAAUAAUUAGUUACGGUUGUGUACAUUGAAUUGUUAAAUGUUUGUGGCAACUGUAGUUGGUAAUGUUUUUUUAUGUUUGUAUUAAUGAACCUCAUUAUUUAUUAAAGAGCGAUCAGGUGCUAUGUAAGGGGUGAUGUUCCUUUGCGCCCCAAGUUACACUCUACUGGCUUAGAGCAGUUGCAUUGGGCACUGACAGAACUGUGAAAUGCUUAUAAAUAUUUGUUGGUGUUUCACCCAUUAUGAAUGAAACUGUUUGGCAUGAAACUAAAACAGGUGGCAAAUUUGUUAUAUUUUGUUCCCAAUACCCUCCAUUUCAUGUUUAUGUAUAUUUAAUAACAAAAAGAGCAUUUACAUUCCACCUCAUGUCAGAAUGUUGCCCCUGUUUUAGUUUUGAAAGUGCUGUAUGGUGUACAUGCAAAAUGAGUGACCUUGUUUUUUUUUUAUUAUUAUUUAAUUUUUUUUUAAUUCCCAAUGUCUUUGACCCACCUGUGCAAUACCUACAGAAAAGUACAUUUCUUUUAUUUAUUACAAAACCAUAAAAGUUAGUAUCUUUAGUGUUUUAGUAUUAAUGGAGUAUAAUAUUACUAAGCCAUUAUUUGAAGCGCUCAAUGUACAGUUGUAAAGUGUUGACCAAACAAGAAGAAAAAACAACAAAAAUUUAGCAUACCAAACUUCAGUUUGUACAUAACUGCAGAAAGAAAAAUGUAUCUUAAGUGAAAGAUCAUUUAAAAAAAUGAUUGCACAUUUUCAAAUUUUUUAAAAGGACAAAGGGGGAGUCAUUGUGAGUUGGGCUAGGUCACUGUGCUGCAUCUUGAACAUGGUAUUAAUUUAACAAAUCUGCGGCAAAGUGGGCGAGUCCAAAUUGUAAAAAAAAAACAUGAAUUGCAAAUAAUUUACAUAUAUGAUUGCUGUCUUCUGUAGGUUUACGGUCAAAGAGCAUUUGAUGAUUUUAUAAUAAAUCUUCAAGAAAUAAGAUA
Messenger RNA from Cryptotermes secundus, 11542 nucleotides. RefSeq names its product CREB-binding protein (gene nej). Lineage: Eukaryota; Metazoa; Arthropoda; Insecta; Blattodea; Kalotermitidae. Gene Ontology annotation, cellular component: transcription regulator complex; histone acetyltransferase complex; nucleus. Gene Ontology annotation, molecular function: protein binding; zinc ion binding; histone acetyltransferase activity. Gene Ontology annotation, biological process: positive regulation of transcription by RNA polymerase II. The record is from RefSeq and is a predicted model, not a curated record.